AUGCCCAGCCUACUAGGAAAGCGCAAAUCGCGGUCCCCGGACGGCGAUACGGAAGCGCCCAUAGAUGCCCAGGAGCUCCUAAGGCGACACUUUGAGGCAAGAUUUAAGCCGCUCGCCGUUGCACCCCUUGUCCCUCCGCCAAAGACGAACGUUGGCCACGACAGCGACGACAGCCAGAACGAGGACGAUGGCGAAUCUGACAGUGACCUGUCCGAAUCAGAAUGGGACGGGGUUUCUGAUUCAGGCGAGAGCGAUGAUGAGGAUGCCGAAAGUCACGUCGUCGAGGUGGUCGACCACUCAUCGACCGGAAAACCAAUCGACACUUCUAAAAUGAGCAAGCGCGAGCUCAAAGCCUAUCUUUCAUCCCGACCACCAAUCCACAGCGACCAGGCCGUUGCAGCGGCACAGAGGGCAGGCAGCACCAAAGCGGCGUCGUCUGGCGAAGACCAACUCGAGGACAGUGCCGCAUUUUUAGCCAACGACCUCGCCCUGCAGCGGCUCAUCGCCGAGUCCCACAUCCUCUCUGCCGCCGGCGCCAACGCGUCGCACUGGCAAUCACAGCACGCCGCCGCCACCGCCGCUAACACGCGCGCCUUCUCGGCCGGCCGCACCGCGCUCAAGAUGACCGACAUGCGUGUGCAGGCAUUGGGUGCCAAGGAGAGCAUUUUGACCCAGUCAAAAAUGCCCAUGGCCAUGCGCAAGGGCAUUGUCAGCACGGCCGCCGCCAAGGAGGAGAAACGGCGGAGAGAAGCCAGGGAGAACGGCAUCAUCCUCGAGAAGGAGGUGAAGAAGACGAAAUCGAACAAGAAAAAAGGCUCGGGUGCCAGGCCAGUGGAUUUGCCGGCGGUGGGGAAGAUGAGAGGCGCAGAGCUGAGGAUCAGUGCCAGAGAGGCGAAGGCGAUUGCUGCAUCUGCAAGAGGCGCGGGUGUAAAAGGGAGGGGCAAAAGAAGGAGGUGA
Messenger RNA from Canariomyces notabilis, 957 nucleotides. RefSeq lists its product as uncharacterized. Lineage: Eukaryota; Fungi; Ascomycota; Sordariomycetes; Sordariales; Chaetomiaceae. Gene Ontology annotation, biological process: maturation of SSU-rRNA from tricistronic rRNA transcript (SSU-rRNA, 5.8S rRNA, LSU-rRNA). The record is from RefSeq and is a predicted model, not a curated record. The coding region runs from base 1 to 957 and encodes 318 amino acids. The transcript is spliced from 3 exons. Gene Ontology annotation, cellular component: nucleolus.